Messenger RNA from Vespa crabro (European hornet), 1645 nucleotides. Its product is annotated as D-beta-hydroxybutyrate dehydrogenase, mitochondrial. The record is from RefSeq and is a predicted model, not a curated record. The coding region runs from base 516 to 1469 and encodes 317 amino acids. Lineage: Eukaryota; Metazoa; Arthropoda; Insecta; Hymenoptera; Vespidae. The transcript has 6 exons.
GGCUCGAGUGGCGGCGAGUGCGAAGAUGCCGCGGAAUGCCUUCCCCGGGCCUGGCUAACUCGACUUACCGCGGCUCGAGGUAGGCACGCGAAGCUCGAAGAGGUCUACUCUGUUCGCGCCGUUCCUCCUCGUGGUCAUUCCAACCGGGAAUUCUCGAAAGCCGGUUGUGCAGCAGGUAAACGCGCACGCGGCCCGCUGCGGCUCGCCGCUCUCAGCGUAACUCUAACAGUACGAAUUCGCGAGUAUUACGACGAUUUCAUUUCAUCAUCGUUUCUUCUUCUUCUUCUUUUUUUUCUUCUUCAUCAUCAUCAUCAUCAUCAUCUUCUUCUUCUUCUUCUUUUUCCACGUCCUCUUCUUUUGCCUCCUUCUCUUCUCCUUCUCUUCUUCUUCUUCUUCUUCUUCUUCUUCUUCUUUCUCUUGUUGUUGUUGUUGUUUUUUUUUCCCCGUCGGAUCAUCGUCGACAUUGUUGAUCUCAACUUUUCAUCUACCACACAGGAAGAGAUUAUACGAUCGCGAUGGACGUCGAAACCGGCGCCAUAUUGGCACUUCAAAUUUUAGCCCUUUGCUCUAUAGCUGCUGCGCUACUCGCUUAUCUGAUGCGACAAUCGAGAAAUGCCGGAGACGAAUACGAGUUGCGAAACAAACGUCACGUACUCGUAACCAACUGCGAUACGUGCGUGGGUCUACAGAUUGCCCUUGCACUCUCUGAAGCCGGUUACAAGGUAUUCGCGGGUCUACCAAAUCCAAUAGAAAAUUCACCAUCCAUGAAAAUUUUAAAGGCGGUAGAACAGGAACGUGAAAAAGAAAUGGACAAUAGCGAGACUAGUAACGAUAAGAUUCAAAUUCAUAUUCGAGGACAAAUCGUGCCAUUGGAAUUGGAUCCAACCAGGGAAGAUAGUCUACAUGCUUCUUUGGACGCAGUCAGAGCGAAAUUACCAGCUGGCGAAGAUGGUCUUUGGGCGGUGAUACACACAGGCGGUUUAGCGUUACCAGGUUCUAUAGAAAAGCAAACCAGUUCAGCGUGGGAAUCUAUGCUGCGACACAAUCUGGUGGCACCCCUUAGAACGGCCAGAGUAUUUAUCCCUCUUCUACGCGUUAAAAGAGGUCGCAUCGUUCUCCUGGGUGAUUCUGAGACGAGCUAUGCUAGCAAAGCUGGAACAGGGCUGGUGGCAUUCACUGCUUCUCGUAAAGCCGUGGAAGGGGCUGCUACGGCAUUAAAGAGCGAAUUACAUUCUUCGGGUGUUGACGUCGUGCUUCUCAAACCACCACCCGUGAAUCCCCUCGUCCUUUAUGCAUCGCCUGUUCUCAAGACAGUCGACGUCGAAUCCGGUGUUACGUCCUCCGAGGGAACGUGGAUCGCACCUUUAUCGAAUUACUCGGUUCAAAACUCUUUAAUACCUGCCUUAACGACACCCUGUCCAUUAAGUUCGUACGAUAUGAGCUUGAAGACCAAAUUAUUCUGCCGAUAAAUAUUAAUUAUAAUAAGAAGGAAAAGUUUUUAUUUAUAUAAGAUCUAUCUAUCUUAUUUCUUUCUCUCAUGGAGAGGUGAAAGUGAUAGACUGUAAAUUUUGUAGUACUAACUAGUUAAAUAACGAUUUGUACAGUUUUGUAAACAAUUUAGAAUAAAAAUGUCUAGCAUAGGAAA